Molecule: messenger RNA, 2728 nt
Organism: Pogona vitticeps (central bearded dragon)
Lineage: Eukaryota; Metazoa; Chordata; Lepidosauria; Squamata; Agamidae
Source: RefSeq, a predicted model, not a curated record
UGCUAUUAACCUCUGUUCCUCUCUGCUAGGGAGAUUUUUAAAGAAAGAUAUCACACCACUUUGGGGCUGGAGAAACACAGAACAGACCGAAAAUGUCCAAAAUAACAACAGAACUUCUGCUGGAAAGAGCUGUGCCGAAAUCUACAAGGCUGAGAAAGAUCAAAACUUUGAACUUGUCCAGGUUGCAGAUAACCACGGAAGAUCUGGAACCCCAAUUGUUUUCUCAUCUCCGCCACCUCCAAGAACUGGACCUUUCUGAUAACCUGUUGGAGAGGCUGCCUGACAACCUCAGCUUGCCGAACCUCCGGGUCCUGAACUGCAACAAUAACCACCUGGAAGAUGUGAUCGCUCUGCAGCAGUUCCCACAGCUGGAGGAGUUGACUUACCUGAACAAUGGAUACCUGACACCCAGUGAUGACUAUAAGGUCAUGUUUCUCCUGCGGAAUCUCCGGCAAUUAAACGGCAAAGAUAUCACCAAGCUGGCCAAUCAUGUGAGAGUUGUCAACAGCCGAGAGUUGACUAGCCGGGUCUCAGCUCACUGGGGGAAAAACUUCCGGAACCAAUUACCGAAAACAUUGUCCCCUGAGCAGUUGAAAUCGAUCAGGAAAAAGUUCAUCAGGUCUGCACAAGCCCAUGUCGCCUACGGACCCAGCUCGCUCAGCGACUUCACCCGAUGGCGGGUGAAAAUGAUUGCAGAACAAUUCCUGAAUUCACUCAUCAAUCAAGAAAAUAAAUCUGAAGAAGGAGAAACAGUGGAGGAGGAGGAAGAGGAGGAGGAGGAAGAGGAGAAGGAGGAAGAGGAGGAGGAGGAGAAAGAGAAAGAAGAGGAAGAAGAAAUUACAGAAAAUAUUGUGGAGACUGAAAGCAAGGUCCCUGCUAAGGCUACAGGCGUCCCUAGCAAGAGGAAAGGUGCUCGUUCUAAAGGAGCGAGCAAGAGGUCCCGCUCCCGGAGCAGUUCCAAGGAGGAAGCCUCUCCCACCCCCAAGAAGCCCAGCCGCUUGCAGGAUGAGCGCAGUCCUGAGGGCACAAAAUCGUCUCGCCCGCAGGCCAAGGAUUCCCCGACCGCCCAGGACCCCGGAGGGACCCAUCGGAAUGGGGGACGGCUUCCAAAAGCACAGAGCAACAAACGAGCCAGCCAGCAGAAAGAGGAGCACAAGGAGGAAGAAGAGGACGCACAAGGUGUCUGCAGCUCUCCGGUCAAGGACUUGGAAAGCGAGGAGACAAUCAGCCUGGAGCCUGUUCAUUUUCUACAGUGUCACAGUAAAGGAAACAACAGAGAUGACUUCAAGACACAGUUAUGGGCCUGCGUCUUUGAACCGCCGCUGGACUGUGGCACCAGAAAAGACCCUGUAGUGAGCUCAUCAAGGACAGCUGCUACCUGCGGGGGUGACUCGGUUUGUUUGGUUGACUGUGAGACAGGCAUUGUCUUGAAGAAGUACAAAGUGGCCGGGGAGGAGUUUUACACCGUUGCGUGGACCACCCUGACCAUGGUGACUAGCGAUGGGAGGAAGAAAAAGCACAAUGUUUUGGCAGCCGCUGGGAGACGAGGCAUCGUGAAGCUCAUUCACGUGACUGCCGAUUACUGCUACGGGGAGAUCAAGGCUCACAAGAAGCCGAUCGCGAUGGCCUGCUUCAGCCCCAUAAGUGAGACGCAUCUGUUCACUGCAUCCUACGACAAGAAAAUAUGCGUGUGGGACAUUGGUGUUCCAGACUGUGACUAUAAUUUCAAAGAAAGACAGCUGUUGGUGCUGGAGACCAUUGCUACGCCUCUCCGAAUUGCUCUCGUGCCCUCGUGCCCGGAUCGAUACCUGGUUGCUGGCUGUGAGCAAGGCUGCUUUGCCUGGGAUAUUAGACUGGAUGAUAAGCAGCAGAAAAACAGACCUUUUGAAGUGGAGUUUCAGUUCCCAAAUGAUGAAAAGAAUGAGACCUCUAACCACCGAGUUGAUGGCCUGGCUUUUCUGAAUGAAGACAUUGUGGUCACCAAGAGUUCGAAGACGGCCUCUAUCAACCUCUGGAGCUGGAGUCGCUCGUUCAAACAAGGGAAGGGUGGGCGGAGGACGGUGCAGGCCGUCAUUCUGGCUGAACUGGAGUGGUCCUCAACAGAUCUGCCUUACCUCACCCUCAGCACAUGCCCAACAGAAGAGUAUGUGUUCUGUGGCGAUGAAAAGGGAAGCGUCUGGAUGUAUGACCUUAGCAACCACUUAUCUGCUCUGAGCGCAGCCAAGGAAGAUUCUUCGACCAAAAGAAUAGGGCCUUCGCAGGUACUGAAGUGGCCCGAACUGAAGGCGAAUGGUGAGCUGCUGACAGAUGUCUUGGUAAACAACGUGGUCACGGACCCCACGUUCACAUACCUGGUUGCCCUGACUGAUGUAAACAUUGCCGCAAUAUGGAAGAAAACCUAGCUGUGCUGGCUUUUCGCCCCAAGAAAUAGGAGCCACUUUUGUCUCAUCCACGUUUCAGUAGUGCAGUAUUUGUGACCGUUCGGAGAAUAACCAGGGAUGGGUGGGUGGGUGAAUUUUAAGUUCCACAUGUAUCAAUGCAAGAAAAUCAACCAAAGGCAUUGGCUAGAACCACGUGUUGUUGCCGCCAAUGCCCACAUCUCUUAACUGUGAAUUUGAUUUAUUGGUGUAUUAAGUGUAUUUGUUUUAUAGAAGGACAGUAUUUAAUAAAACUUGAUACGAGGUAACGGGAAGCAGCUCUUUUAAAAUAAAAUGGGAAAGGAAAUAAA